This is a messenger RNA of Penicillium vulpinum, 894 nucleotides long. RefSeq lists its product as uncharacterized. Bases 1 to 894 code for a protein of 297 amino acids. The record is from RefSeq and is a predicted model, not a curated record. NCBI's taxonomy places the organism in Eukaryota, Fungi, Ascomycota, Eurotiomycetes, Eurotiales, Aspergillaceae. The transcript is spliced from 9 exons.
AUGGACAUCUCCAUCGAGAUUGACCCGGAUUACUAUGAUCUUCAACGGGACGACUAUGCAGAUACCGACUUUGCUUCGUGUACAUCUGACGAGCAACAAUUUGAGAGCUUAGAGGCAGGUCACCUCCUCUGUAUACUCUUAGAUGCCCAUACCGAAAACCCACUCUUUCAAGCACCAGUGAAGGACCCCAAGCAAAUCCUAGACAUCGGCACAGGCCGAGGUAACUGGGCUAUCGAUACAGCCGACAUGUUCCCGAACACAACCGUCAGAGGCGUAGACCUCUUCCCCCCACCAGGAGACUGGCUCCCCCCAAACUGCAUAAUGGAAGUCGAUGACGUCCUCCAGGAAUGGACCUGGCGCCAGCCCUUUGACCUAAUCCAUAUACUCCAGCUGAUAGGCGCAUUCACACCUGUGGAAUGGGACGGUCUAUUUAGCCAGUGUUACAACAUGUCUACAGACUCCAGCAUGGUCCAGUUCACGGAAGCGGUGUUCCGUGCCGGACAGGAAUGGGAUCACCCCCUCGAUACGCUGGAUACGAUGCGUGCAGCAAUGGAAAAAGCCGGCUUUGUCGAUAUCCACGAGAAGAGGUAUAGAUGGCCUGUUGGGCCGUGGGCUCGGGACCCUACGCUUAAAGAAGCGGGGAGGUUGCAUUAUCAUCAGUGGACGGCUGGUAUGGAGGGUUGGGGGAUGUAUCUUCUUACUAAAUUUGGGGUUCCAACGCCCUGGACAAAGGAGGAGGUGCAGGUUUUGUUGGCGGGGGUUAGGAAGGAGUUGCAAAAUCCGCACGUUCAUAUGUGGCAGUAUGCGAGGAGGGUUUGGGGAAGGAAGCCUAUGGCAGAGGAAGACGUGAAGGUGAAGAGUGAGGCCGUUGUUAUUGGGGAUUCUGGAAUUUAG